AUGGAUGAGGACCACUACAACACUGCCCGUGGAGUCCAGAAGGUCCUUUCAAACUACAAGGACCUGCAAGAUAAUGAAAUUAACAAACUUACAGUGGCUCAUGCUCGUAAGAUUCAGCAUUUCCGGAGCCAGCCUUUCCAUGUUGCUGAGGUCUUCAUGGGCGCUCCUGGGAAGUACAUGGAAUUGAAGGAGAGCAUCAAGAGCUUUCAGGGAGUGUUGGACGGGAAGUACGAUGAUCUUUCUGAGCAAUCAUUUUACACGGUUGGAGGAAUCAAGGCGGUCAUUGCCAAGGCAGAGAAGAUCGCCAGGGAAUCUGCCCCCUAA
Molecule: messenger RNA, 324 nt
Organism: Punica granatum (pomegranate)
Lineage: Eukaryota; Viridiplantae; Streptophyta; Magnoliopsida; Myrtales; Lythraceae
Source: RefSeq, a predicted model, not a curated record